AUGCCAACAGCUAGCAAGGGUGUCUUAGUUCGUUGCGAUCCAUCAAUUAGAGCUUUGAUAUUGCAAAUUGAUCUGACUUCACGAGGAAUUGUACUUCAAGAACUAGACAGUACCCAUCUUAUGAUUAAGCAAGAAAUGGUCCAAUUUGUAAAAGAUGAACUUAACAGACUUUUAUUGAAAAAUAUCUACGACCCCAUGGAUGGUGACAAACAAUAA
Messenger RNA from Australozyma saopauloensis, 216 nucleotides. Its product is annotated as TFIIH complex subunit. The coding region runs from base 1 to 216 and encodes 71 amino acids. The record is from RefSeq and is a predicted model, not a curated record. NCBI's taxonomy places the organism in Eukaryota, Fungi, Ascomycota, Pichiomycetes, Serinales, Metschnikowiaceae. Gene Ontology annotation, cellular component: transcription factor TFIIH holo complex; transcription factor TFIIH core complex. Gene Ontology annotation, biological process: transcription by RNA polymerase II; transcription initiation at RNA polymerase II promoter; nucleotide-excision repair, preincision complex assembly. The transcript has a single exon.